AUGUAUAGUGUUUAUAGUAUAUACAGUCGAUUCUCCCGUCUCUCGUUUAAAUCUAUUAAACGGUCGGCCGCCGACGGGGAUGGCCGGCCGGUAGCUUUUGAAACGGCGCCAGGAGCCGACAAUGACGAGGAUAGGGGUCAAGUCCAAGAAUUUAUUUCCGCCCGCGGAGGUCAAGACGACGAGGAUGCCGGACAGGAGGGUGGCGGCGGGGUGCGUUUUGAACGGCGGUUUAACGAGCCCAUGGGAAAGAUUUCGCCGGCCGUCCCCCCCGACUAG
This is a messenger RNA of Macrosiphum euphorbiae (potato aphid), 276 nucleotides long. The record is from the annotation of a GenBank genome assembly. NCBI's taxonomy places the organism in Eukaryota, Metazoa, Arthropoda, Insecta, Hemiptera, Aphididae.